This is a messenger RNA of Mizuhopecten yessoensis (Yesso scallop), 2628 nucleotides long. Its product is annotated as BRCA1-associated RING domain protein 1-like. The record is from RefSeq and is a predicted model, not a curated record. Gene Ontology annotation, molecular function: protein binding. The transcript is spliced from 12 exons. Lineage: Eukaryota; Metazoa; Mollusca; Bivalvia; Pectinida; Pectinidae. Bases 39 to 2342 code for a protein of 767 amino acids.
CUGAAAACGCUUGUUGUCGACCUAAAUGUAAACAAGAAAUGGCCGUUCAGUUCCUGUACACACGAUCAGCUUUGUCUAAUCUACAGGCGCUCCUCAAAUGUUCCAUAUGCGAUGGGAUCGCCAGCAGUCCUUGCACACUCGGCAGUUGUGAACAUGUAUACUGCAGAGACUGUUGUGAAGGUGUUUUGGGGAAGAGCUGUCCAGUCUGCCACAUUCCGGCAGAUGUACGGGAUGCACAGGUUGAUCGUCAGCUGUUCACCCUGGUUACUCUGUGUCAGAGACUGGAGAAGAUACUGACCAAUCCAGAGGUGGACAGUGGCCAGUCCAAUGCUUCAGGUGACAAGAUGACAGUCAUGACACCAAUGAUACCAACAGGUGACCACAAAGGUUUCUCUACUGAGACAGGGAUAAACUCAAAUCUUACCAAACAACAGUAUCGCAGAUCUACCCCUACCAAACAACAGUCUGCCAGAUCUACCCCUAGUAAGCAACAGUCUGCCAGAUCUACCCCUAGUAAGCAACAGUCUGCCAGAUCUACCCCAGGAAAAGGUGGUAGGAAACCUGGCCCCUCGUGUAGUCCAGCACCAAAACUAGGUAACCGAGACUCUGUUCCUGCCAAUCAGAGCACCAUGACACAGCACUUUGGUGAUGAUGCUGAGAUGACUACAGAGGACAUGAAUGUCCCAGAAACAAUGGUACAUGGGAAGGUCAGUGAUGAGGUACCAGUAAGUAGUACUACUGUCAACAAUGAUACUCGUAUCCUCAAAGACAGCCCCAGGUCGGUCAGACCAAGGGCAGAUUUUUCAAAAUCUCCUGGGCCUUCUAAAAUAUUGAAACAGAAAAGUCCACAGCCUUUUGUUGAGACACCUGAAGGUAUAACUAGAUCUACACCAACCUCAGCCAAUAAAUCGAAAACCCAACGUAGGAAGAGUUUGAUUGCAAAAAAUACAAGAAAUUUAAGAUUAAGGAUGUUGGAUAACUCAGACAUAGAGAGUAAUCAAAUACAAAUGAAGGAAAAUAGACAACAGAAGAAAGGGACGAAUAAAAGACAUUCUAUUGGCAUUGUCACAGCUGAAAGAUCUACUAUUGUAGCAGCUUCAGGAAAAAAGAGAUCACGUAGAAGUUUGUCUCCUGCUGCAGGAAGUAGGCGAUCUACAGCUAUUAUCUCGUCCUCUCCAGCUACAAGGUCUGGAGGGAGCUCGAGGUCAAAGUUGACGGGACUAAACACAUCCCUAACAGGAUCAGGGAAGAAGGUUGUGAAUGAGAUGGAGAGAAGAAAUGCAAAGGGGGAAACACCCCUACAGGUUGGGUGUAUAAAGGGUGACUUGGUGAAAGUUGAGGAGCUGCUGAAAGGAGGAGCUACACCUAAUACCAGGGACAAUGCAGGAUGGACCCCUCUGCACGAAGCCUGCCACCAUGGUUAUGUAGACAUUGCUCGUCUUUUGCUGGACCAUGGAGCUCUGAUAGAUGUUCCUGGGACAGAGAAUGCCACACCCCUUCAUGACGCAGUCUCCCACAGUAGAGUGGCAUGUGUGGAGCUACUGGUGUCCAGAGGGGCCUCUCUCACUGCAAGGAAUCUUUAUGGUUACACACCCAUGGACUGUGCACGGUCUGAGGAGGUCAAGGCUGCCUUGAAAACAACUGUCCAGUCUGCUCCUGUUGUAAAUGAGACGGUUGAUGUAUUGGAGUACCAGUUGCCAUGUUUGCUGGGGACGGCCCUCAACAGAGAUCAGAAGAUUGCCCUCCAGAGGUGUGCAGCACUGCUCAACGCCAAGGUGGUACAAGACUUUUGUCCUGAAGUUACCCAUGUUAUCACCAGUAGUAACCAGGACGGCCAGUGUCCUCGUACCAUUAAAUACCUGAUGGCAGUGCUUCAGGGCAAGUGGGUCCUCAAUAUGGACUGGGUGAACACCUGUCUGGAGUACGGCAGCCGUGUCAGUGAGGAGGCGUUUGAGGUUCCUGGAACAAGCACAAAUCCAAAUACACUGGCCCCACAAAGAGGCAGGACAAAUAGCAGGCUACAGCUCCCUGGUCUAUUUGAUGGGUGUCAGUUUUACUUUCAUGGUAAAUUUGAAUAUCCCACACCAGAGAAGACCGAACUGAUAGAUCUUGUCAAAGCUGGUGGAGGUCUCAUCCUGAAAAGGGAGCCCAAAGUAGGCAGUUUGGAUGAGUCAACUUUGACAGUGCCAUACCAUGCUGAUAGUGGCUGCACCCAGUGUUGUGUUUUUGUGCUACAUGACAAUUCUGUGACUUUCCCAAAGAUAAAAAACAGCAGAAUGUGUUCUUCACCAGUCAGCUGGCUCAUGGACUGCAUGUCAACAUUCAAGCUGUUAAAUCAUUGAAAUAGACAUUUAACCACUGUAAUAGGUCGACAAUGAAUGCUCAACCAUUGCAAUAUACUAUAAUCACAUUGUGUGAGACUGUCAGGUAGGCUACACUAUAACCACAUUGUGUGAGACUGUCAGGUAGGCUAUACUAUAACCACAUUGUGUGAGACUGUCAGGCAGGGUUUACUAUAACCACAUUGUGUGAGACUGUCAGGGAGGGUAUACUAUAAUCACAUUGUGUGAGACUGUCAGGUAGGCUACACUAUAACAACAUUGUGUGAGACUGUCAGGUAGGCUAUAC